Messenger RNA from Cladocopium goreaui, 315 nucleotides. Lineage: Eukaryota; Dinophyceae; Suessiales; Symbiodiniaceae. The record is from the annotation of a GenBank genome assembly.
AUGUCGUCAGAGGACAAGGGCUGGCUAGUGACGGUGAACACGGAACGCUCCUUCACUGCGAGCUUCACUGAGGCGAGAGCCUUCGCCAUGGCAUCGUGCAGGUGCGCGGGCAAUCCAGCGCUGCACCUGGCAAUUUUGUUGACGUCGCUACUGUACAAGUCUAUCAAGUUGCACGAAGGCAGUCGUGAGGCCUCGCCCCGGCGGCACCGAGAGCCAUCACCGAUCGUAGGCAGCCCAUACUUGGAGCAAGCUCCGCCAUUUGGGAGGCCCAGUCGAGCUGUGAAUGCAGCAGGAGCUGCAAUCGCUGGCCUCUGA